AUUAGUCUUUUUAGCUUUUCUCAGUAGGUCAUGCUGUUACGCAUUUAAUGCCUAACAAACCAGCGACUUUUUAUCGCUUAGAAGUACUGACUGGUUCUGUGGAUGAGAAGAUUACUGUAGCUAAUCUGUUAUCCACUGUAUGUUGCAAAUGUAAACAGUAUCACACAGCUUAGGGAAAAAUUAGCUGUGUGGCUACAUGCAGGAAUGUUCAGUAUUUUAAGGACAUCACCAAAAUGCAUGUAUUGCUUUUUAAAGAGCCAAGAGAGGGAGAAUCAGGACCUGAUCCUUACAUUGCGGCGCUGGCAUCACAUGGACACAAGGCAACCCUAAUUCCUGUGCUGUCUUUUAAGUUUGUCUCAUUAAACAUUUUGUCGGAUAAGCUGUUCCAACCAGAUAAACACGGUGGCCUUAUAUUUACCAGUCCAAGAGCAGUGAAAGCAGUAAAAAUGUGUUUGGAAGCAGAAGAAAGAAGAGAAGAGUGGAAUAAAUCAGUGAAGGACAAGUGGAAUACCAAAUCCAUCUAUGUGGUUGGGAAGGCCACUGCAGCAUUAGUGCGAAAUCUGGGCCUGAACCCUAUGGGAGAAGACACAGGGACAGCAGAGGUCCUGUCAAGUGUCAUCAUUGAACGAGAGGACACAAGUAUCCCACCACUUUUUUUCCCCUGUGGCUCAAUCAAAAGAGAAGUCUUGCCCACGGCUUUAAGGGAAAAUGGAGUUCCCCUAGAGACGUUGACUGUCUAUCAAACCGCUGAACAUCCUGAUCUUGAGAAAAAUCUGAAGAACUGCUUCACAGAAGAGGGAACUCCAGCAAGUAUAGGUUUCUUCAGUCCCUCAGGAGUAAAGUUUUGCCUGGAAGGGGUACGCAGGCUGGCGGGUGAACAGCUGACUCAGAUAAAGUUUGCAGCCAUCGGGCCAACUACUCAAGAUGCAAUGACAGCAGAGGGUCUUUGUGUGAGCUGUGCAGCAGAAAAGCCAACAGCUGAACACCUGGCAGCCGCGAUUGCCAAGGCUCUACAGUGACCACCAACAGCCCUCCUAAAUCCACCUAUCUUAUCUGUUUCCUCUUGUUUAUUUUGUGUUUUGUAUGAAUGUAUUGCAAUUUUUCUCUUUUAUUUUAUUGCUUAUCUCUUGAUUGCUGGAGAUACUGCAGCUCUAUUGCACUAAGAAAAUUAGCUGUUUGUGUCAUAAAAGUCAAAGAAGCCUGAAUUAAGAAAUCAAAAUUCUAUUGUUCUCAAAUCUAUUUAAAGUGAAUGUUAAAUUAUCUUAAAAAAAUAAACUUUAUUUGGUAUAAUA
Messenger RNA from Melanotaenia boesemani (Boeseman's rainbowfish), 1292 nucleotides. It is a transcript of the gene uros, whose product is annotated as uroporphyrinogen III synthase. The record is from RefSeq and is a predicted model, not a curated record. Lineage: Eukaryota; Metazoa; Chordata; Actinopteri; Atheriniformes; Melanotaeniidae. The coding region runs from base 234 to 1019 and encodes 261 amino acids. Gene Ontology annotation, biological process: uroporphyrinogen III biosynthetic process. The transcript is spliced from 10 exons. Gene Ontology annotation, molecular function: uroporphyrinogen-III synthase activity.